This is a messenger RNA of Protobothrops mucrosquamatus (brown spotted pit viper), 2271 nucleotides long. Its product is annotated as vomeronasal type-2 receptor 26-like. NCBI's taxonomy places the organism in Eukaryota, Metazoa, Chordata, Lepidosauria, Squamata, Viperidae. Bases 1 to 2271 code for a protein of 756 amino acids. Gene Ontology annotation, biological process: G protein-coupled receptor signaling pathway. Gene Ontology annotation, molecular function: G protein-coupled receptor activity. Gene Ontology annotation, cellular component: membrane. The record is from RefSeq and is a predicted model, not a curated record. The transcript is spliced from 7 exons.
AUGGUGAUGAAAUGUCCCUUGAAAGUGCUAACAGAAGGAAACAAGGAAUUCAAUUUCUACAAGCCAGGAGACUACUUGAUCAGUGGAAUCAUAUCUUUAUCAAAUUCUAUAUUUCGAUCCUAUGUUUUCUCCCAGCCUCCAACACAUAGAUUUGCAAGUUUGGAAUACAUGAGCUACUGGCAAGUUCUGCCCUUCUUGUUUGCCAUUCAUGAGAUCAACAAGAGCCCAAAACUCUUACAUAACAUGACCCUGGGCUAUAACAUCUAUGAGAACUUUUUCAAUGCAAGAAUGACAUACGAGGCCAUGAUGGACUUGCUCUCUACAGGAAAGGACAGUGUCCCAAACUAUAGUUGCGGAAGACAAAAAAAUCUGGUAGCUGUGUUUGAAGGGACUGAUUCUGAGCUCUUUAAUCAUGUAUCAACCAUGCUGGGCAUCUACAAAAUCCCCCAGAUCAACUAUGGUGUUAACACUCACAUCCCUGAGCAGAAGCUUCAUUUUCCUUUUUUCUAUCGAAUGACUCCAAAACAAGAACCUCCUUACUUGGCAAUUGUGAAAUUGCUCCUGCAUUUCCGAUGGACGUGGAUCAGCAUCCUUGCUCCAGACAAUGAAAAUGGACAAACAUUCAGAAGAACCUUUGCACCUGUAGCUGCAGCGAAAGGCAUUUGCGUUGUGUUCUCAGAAAGCAUCCCAGUGUUGCUUUGGGAAAAAAAAGUUUUCAUCUAUUUAGUCUUAAAAAGAAUGAGUGUUGUGGAAUAUGGGGCAACACCAUUUCAGUGUUCACAUUCAAGCCCUGUGUGGUCUAAGAAAGUUUGGAAAAGAUGUAUAGAAAGAGAGAGCUGGGAUAUUCCGCCCAAAGAGGUUGUUGCAAAGUUCCUGUCUGAAGAUGCCUACAGUAUUCCCAUUGCAAUCCAGGCUUUAUUGCAGGUCCUCAGUGCUGCCUCAUCCUUCCAGCUAAGCCAGAGGAAGAUCAGAGACCAUUUGAUACCCUGGACAGUACAAUCAUGGCAGCUUCAUUCUUUCCUGAGAAAUGUCCAACUUUACAAUCUUUCCAUGAAUGGUAUUUAUUUGGAUGAAAAAGGAGAUCCUGCUGUUGAUUUUGAUAUUGUGCACUGGGCAGUAUUGGCCAACAUACCUACCGAGGUGAAAGUUGGCAGUAUAAAAAAAGAGGCCUCCUCAGAAAUCAAUCUCUCCAUCAAUCAAAGUGCCAUCGUGUGGCCAAUAUCAUUCAAUCGGACAGUGCCUUUGUCUAGAUGUACUGAAAGUUGUCUUCCAGGAUACACCAAACUCACAAGAGAAGGAGCACCAGUUUGCUGUUAUCACUGUUCCCCAUGUAUAGAAGGAAUGAUUUCCACACAGGAAGAUGCAGCCCAUUGUGAAAAGUGUCCAGAUGACCAGAAUUCCAAUAAGAAGAAAGAUCAAUGUGUCCCCAAAGUUAUAACCUUUUUGUCCUACCAAGAAACAUUGGGUUUCAUCCUGGCUCUCUUUGCACUUACUUUAUCUCUAAUCACUGCCUGUGUUCUGGGAAUCUUCAUUAAAUACCAAGAAACUCCCAUUGUCAAAGCCAACAACCGAGACCUCACCUACGUGCUCCUGAUUUCCCUCUUACUUUCCUUUUUGACCACCCUUCUAUUCAUUGGUCAGCCAAAGAAAAUGACUUGCCUUCUUCAACAAACUACUUUCAGUUUUGUUUUCUCUGUUGCUGUGUCUUCCUUGCUGGCUAAGACUGUCAUGGUGGUAAUGGCAUUCCUGACUAAAAAGCCAGGCAGCAGAAUGAGGAAAUGGCUGAGGAAGAGUCUGGCCAAUUCCAUUGUCUUGUCCUCCUCUGGUAUUCAAGUGGGCAUCUGUAUCAUAUGGCUGGGAAUCUCUCCCCCAUUCCCAGAUUUUGAUCUAUAUUCUCAACCAGGACAGAUCCUGAUGCAAUGUAAUGAAGGUUCAGUUACCAUGUUUUACUCUGCCCUUGGCUACAUGGGCUUUCUGGCUGCCACCUGUUUCUUCGUGGCUUUCCUGGCCCGAAAACUGCCAGGUACCUUUAAUGAAGCCAAGUGGAUCACCUUCAGUAUGCUCGUCUUCUGCAGUGUUUGGAUCUCCUUUGUUCCCACCUACCUAAGCACCAAAGGAAAAUACAUGGUGGCUGUGCAAAUCUUCUCCAUCCUGGCCUCUAGCCUGGCCUUACUGGGCUACAUCUUUAUCCCUAAAUGCUAUAUUAUUAUCCUGAGACCUGACAUGAAUACCAAAGAGCAACUAAUGAUAAAAAUUAACCUGAAUUCCUAG